UGUAAUGUGUGUCCUUGACAGACAGGAGGCGCUGUUAGCAGCCAUCAGUGAGAAGGAUGCCAACAUCGCCCUGCUGGAGCUGUCCUCGUCCAAGAAGAAGAAGACGCAGGACGAGGUGGCCAUGCUGAAGAGAGAGAAGGACAGCCUGGUACAACAGCUCAAACAACAGACCCAGAACCGUAUGAAGCUGAUGGCCGACAACUACGAGGCUGAGCAUCUGAAGGCCUCCUCACGUUCUGAGCAGACCAAUCACAAACCCUCCCCAGACCAGGUAAGAACACAUGCAAUGUAUGUAAAUGAAAUGUUAAUAUAUGCAGUCUUCUAAGGAGAAAGGGCCUAUUGGUCCCUGGAAUAUUUGUUUGCUGUUGAGGAAGACUGCUUUAGCGAUGCCAGU
This is a messenger RNA of Oncorhynchus tshawytscha (Chinook salmon), 394 nucleotides long. RefSeq names its product ELKS/Rab6-interacting/CAST family member 1-like. NCBI's taxonomy places the organism in Eukaryota, Metazoa, Chordata, Actinopteri, Salmoniformes, Salmonidae. The transcript is spliced from 2 exons. Bases 5 to 325 code for a protein of 106 amino acids. The record is from RefSeq and is a predicted model, not a curated record.